Molecule: messenger RNA, 1704 nt
Organism: Colletotrichum spaethianum
Lineage: Eukaryota; Fungi; Ascomycota; Sordariomycetes; Glomerellales; Glomerellaceae
Product: heterokaryon incompatibility protein 6, OR allele
Exons: 2
Coding region: 1-1704 (567 amino acids)
Source: RefSeq, a predicted model, not a curated record
AUGCGUGAAGGAACCCUCUACCGUUACGAACCAUUGAAGCCCCGGGGCAAAGAAAUCAGAGUCUUCAUCUUAUACCCGGGCCUCUUCUUGGACGACGUUGUUGCUGAGAUUCGCCACGUCGAACUCGGCCGGAGCAAGUACGAAGCCCUAUCAUAUACGUGGGGACCUGCGAACCAAGACCAUGGCAAGAUAUACCUCCAGCAAUGCGCGCUUUGUGAUAGUGACGGCCUCGGCGCUCUCCCGUUUGUCAACGUCAGGUCCACGCUCUUGACAGCUUUGCGAUACCUUCGACUUCCUACUGUGCCACGAGUCUUGUGGAUCGAUAGUGUAUGUGUGGACCAGGAGAACCUGGUAGAGCGGAAUCGAGAGGUUGCCCGAAUGGGCGAGAUAUACAACAAAGCAGAGCAGGUCAUUGUGUGGCUUGGGCCUGACGAUGAUGACACCCCCGUCGCAAUGGAGACAAUCAAGUUUUUGAGUGAGGGGGUUAUUAUGGAGUGGCAUCGUCGGCUGUUUACCACCGUCCCUGGAAGCGAAGCCGACCUGCUUCGGACCCGUUCUGAUCAAUCGACGUUGACGCUUGCACAAUGGACCGCAUUAAGGAGUCUCCUUACGCGGCCUUGGUUUACAAGGUUGUGGGUCCGGCAAGAGGUCGCGCUGGCAUCAAGAGUUGUCGUCGUCUGCGGUGGUUUCCAAGCAGCAUGGGAAGACGUCGAAAAGGUGGCAAUCCUGCUGGAGCACUCCUCGACCAGAGUCCACAUCCGUUUGAGGGACAUACUCUUCGUCCGUUCGCUCUUUCAAUUCCAAGGCUCCGAUGAGCUCAGUUACAUUCUGCACCGCUCCAGCUUCUGCGGAUACUCGGAUGCUAGCGACCUCGUCUACGCAAAUCUUUCCACCUCCUCGGCCAUCAAAGCGCUUCGCGUUGAGCCGAACUAUGACAUGUCUGUUGCUGCGGUAUACAAGGACCUCACUAUUCAAUACAUGCAGCAUUUUGGCAAUCUGGAUAUCCUCCGUUCUUGUGGUUCUCGGGAUUUGCCGCCCGAUUUCGAAUCCUUCGUUCCCGACUUCGCUGUUGCGAAAUCCGAGUCUCGACUUGUCAACGAAUAUGCGCAUGGAGGCACGAGACAUUUGCCAGUGAUUGCUGAAGGAGGAAUCACACUCAAACUAGAGGGGAAAUACAUUGGCAAGGUCAGCCAUGUCUCCAAGUUCCGAAGGCCACUGGCCACGGGCUACGCUGAUCGCGACAAAAUAAUUGACAUCAUCAUGACCUACCGUCGCUGGGAACCGGCAGACCUCUUUACCGCGCCAUAUCCAACCGGAGGGACUUUGUUUGAUGCCUUCAUUGCGCUAUUGGCCGGUGGUUCUUAUAGGGAGGUCUACGGCGGGCCUCAUUAUCCAACAAAGGAGGAAGCCAAAGAGGCCUUCCUGGCAGUUGUUUGGUCCGGCGGACAUGCCGACAUGGUCGCUGAAUCCAGAUUCUGGGGUUACAUUGGUGAGAUUACUUCGGAUCGAAGGGGCGAGCAUUACUUUCGCACACGGGAGGGUCACGUCGGUACUACGCCGGGAGACGUCCAGACAGGCGAUAUUAUCUGUCGUUGGGAAAGACACAAAACGGGUGCUACCAGCUCGUGGGACCUUGCUACGUCGAGGGUGUCAUGUUUGGAGAAGCGCUGCUUGGGCCGUUUCCAGAACCAUGGCUAUGCAUGA